This is a messenger RNA of Patella vulgata (common limpet), 1178 nucleotides long. RefSeq names its product nuclease EXOG, mitochondrial. Gene Ontology annotation, biological process: apoptotic DNA fragmentation. Gene Ontology annotation, cellular component: nucleus; mitochondrial inner membrane. The transcript has 5 exons. NCBI's taxonomy places the organism in Eukaryota, Metazoa, Mollusca, Gastropoda, Patellidae. The record is from RefSeq and is a predicted model, not a curated record. Bases 32 to 1144 code for a protein of 370 amino acids. Gene Ontology annotation, molecular function: metal ion binding; single-stranded DNA endonuclease activity; RNA endonuclease activity.
UUGCUACUUUCAGUUUUACUCUAUUUUAAACAUGACUUUUGUGAAAGGUUUUGCGACUGGUGCAUUUACUUCAUUGGCGUGCUUUUAUGUGUAUAAUUCAAGAAUUUCUACUGCCAGAAAAAAACAUGCCGAAGAUGCAGAAAGUAUCAUAAAACAGAAUAGAGUAGUAAUUUCCUCUGACGAUCCAAUGUUAGAGGAUGUGAAAAAAUUAGAAAACCAAAGAAAGAUUUUGAAAUAUGGAAUACCUGAUAAAGGACCUGAAUAUUAUGUUUAUGAGAAUCAUGUUUUAAAUUAUGACCAGUCCAGGAAAAUACCAUCAUGGGUUGCAGAGCAUAUCACACAGGACAAACUGAAAGGGGAAGCCAACCGGAAACAUUCCUAUUUUAAGCCUGAUCCAAAUCUAAAUAGUAAAUUUAAUGCUGGUAAUGAUGAUUAUUUAAAAAGUGGCUGGUCAAGAGGACAUAUGACACCUGCUGGAAACCAUAAAUAUAACCAAAAAGCAAUGAAUGAUUCAUUUUAUCUCUCCAAUGUGGUUCCACAAAAUUAUGAGAAUAAUGCUGGUUUUUGGAACCGUUUUGAACUCUAUUGUCGUGAUCUGACCAAAAAGUUUAAAGAUGUAAGGGUGAUUACUGGUCCAGUAUUUUUACCUGAUUUAGAAGAAUCCGAAGACAAGAUCUUUAUAAAAUAUCAAUUAAUAGGUAAAAGGCAAGUGGCAGUUCCUACCCAUUUAUACAAAGUUGUGAUUGCAGAGUCUGAUAAUAAUAAACCUAUUGCCCUUGGUGCUUUUAUUGUACCCAAUAAACCGAUAGGUUAUGAUAAACAACUCACAGACUUCAUGGUUCCAUUAGAAAUACUCGAGGAAAAGACAGGUUUGACAUUGUUACCCAAGUUAGACCAAUCCAUGACUAAAAAUUUAUGCAGUGUUGAUUCCUGUCAACUCAUAUCACGUGAUAAAUUUGAAUUAUACUUUAUCGGCAGACGGCUUCAAACGGCAAAGAACUUGGAUCAAUUAAAUAAAAUUUAUAAUGAAAUAGCUGAGAAAAAGUUAAAACCUGAUGACUAUUUAAUUAAACUGUUUAAAGAGAAAGAGUGGCAAUUAAAAGAACAGGAAUUAAUGGGUAAAAAACAACGAAAAGAAUUAUGAGAUUAGAGUUUACUAAAUAAAAAAUAGAGUGAUA